AACGCCCAGCAUAUAAAUAUCACUGUCCCAAAGUCUCCUUCGUACCCCCACUCUCAUGUCCGCAUUUAAAUCUGAUCACUGUUCGAUAAAAUUCCUCUGAGAGAAUCCAACCCGAAACCUCGAAGGAGAGAUGGCGAGUUCUCGGCGUCAGCUGAGGGCCAUGCUCCGCAAGAACUGGCUCCUCAAGAUCCGCCACCCUUUCACCACUCUUGCCGAGAUUCUGCUGCCGACGGUUGUGAUGCUGAUGCUGAUCGCGGUUAGGACGCAAGUGGACACGCGGAUUCACCCCGUUGAGGCGUAUAUUCGGAAGGGGAUGUUUGUGGAAGUGGAGAAGAGCGAUAUUUCGCCGAGUUUUGAUAGUAUUCUGAAGCUGAUGUAUCAGGAAAAGGAGCAUUUGGCGUUCGUGCCGGACACAAACGCGACGAGGUUCAUGUUGGAUAUCUUGUCUCUCAAGUUCCCGCUUCUCAAGGAGGUUGGAAGAAUUUACAAAAACGAGUUAGCUCUUGAAACUUACAUCCGUUCAGAAUUUUAUGGCAUUCAUGAUGCUGGCAGGAACUUAUCUAACCCGAAAUUAAGAGGAGCUGUAGUUUUUCACAAGCAAGGUCCUCAAGUGUUUGAUUAUAGUAUACGUCUUAAUCACUCAUGGGCAUUUUCUGGUUUUCCUGAUGUUAAAACCAUCAUGGAUGUGAAUGGACCAUAUCUGAAUGACCUCGAACUGGGAUUUAAUAUUGUGCCAACUCUACAAUAUGGAUAUAGUGGCUUUUUGACUUUGCAAAAGGUGGUGGAUUCAUUUGUAAUACUUGCUUCUCAUCAAGAAGUAAAUAUUAUCAAUCCUGAGAGUAAAGGAUUGCCCUUGUCACAUUCAAUAGAAACUCAGGCUUAUGUCAACCAUCAGUGGACACAGUUCAUUCCAGCAAACAUUAGGAUUGCUCCGUUUCCUACUCGUGAAUACACGGAUGAUGAAUUUCAGUCUAUUGUUAAGAAUGUCAUGGGAGUACUUUAUCUGCUGGGGUUUCUUUAUACGAUUUCCCGUCUAAUUAGCUAUUCUGUCUUUGAGAAGGAACAUAAAAUUAAAGAAGGGUUACGGAUGAUGGGCCUAAAAGAUGAAACAUUUUACCUUUCUUGGUUUAUAACUUAUUGCUUACAGUUUGCAAUUUCUUCUGCAAUCAUUACAGCAUGCACAAUGAGCAGUCUUUUCUUAUACAGUGAUAAAUCACUGGUCUUCACCUACUUUUUUGUAUUUGGUCUAAGUGCCGUGAUGCUUUCUUUUCUGAUAUCUACAUUUUUCUCGAGAGCAAAAACUGCUAUUGCAGUUGGUACCCUCUCUUUUUUAGGGGCCUUCUUUCCUUAUUACUCGGUUAACGAUCCUGCGGUCCCUAUGAUAUGGAAGAUUUUAGCUUCUUUGCUAUCACCCACUGCUUUUGCUCUUGGCACAAUCAAUUUUGCUGACUAUGAGCGUGCUCAUGUUGGUGUUCGUUGGACCAAUCUUUGGCAGUCCUCCUCUGGAGUUAAUUUUUUGGCCUGCCUACUGAUGAUGAUGCUUGAUACAUUUUUGUAUUGUGGUCUGGGGCUAUACUUUGAUAAGGUUCUUCCUAGAGAUAGUGGCUUGCGCUAUCCUUGGAACUUCUUAUUUACUAAGACUUUCUGGGGAAGGAAGGAUGUCUCCUGCAGUCAUGACACAAAGCAAGAGCAGAAAUUUUACAGGGAGGAAGUAGAACCCAGUGGGAAGGGUGCAUUUGAACCAGUAAGUUUCGAUAUGAAACAGCAGGUGGUUGACAGAAGAUGUAUCCAGAUCAGAAAUCUCCAUAAGGUCUUUAUGACAAAGAAGGGUAGCUGCUGUGCAGUCAACUUUCUUAAUCUCACCAUGUAUGAAAAUCAGAUUCUUGCACUUCUAGGGCACAAUGGAGCUGGUAAAAGCACUACCAUUUCAAUGCUUGUUGGUCUUCUUCCUCCUACUUCUGGCGAUGCAUUGGUGUUUGACAAGAAUAUUAUAACAGAUAUGGACGAGAUACGACAGACGUUGGGUGUUUGUCCUCAAAGUGAUGUACUUUUUCCAGAGCUAACGGUCAAGGAGCACAUGGAGAUAUUUGCUGUUUUGAAAGGUGUAGAGGAUCACUGCUUUGACAGGACAGUAACUGAAAUGGUAGAAGAAGUGGGUCUAGCAGACAAAAUGAAUACAGUUGUUGAUGCACUUUCAGGAGGGAUGAAGAGGAAAUUGUCCCUUGGUAUAGCCCUCAUUGGAAACAGCAAGGUUAUCAUUCUUGAUGAGCCAACUAGCGGCAUGGAUCCAUACUCAAUGCGGUCAACUUGGCAAUUGAUAAGGAAGAUUAAGAAAGGGAGGAUAAUAUUAUUGACAACACACUCCAUGGAUGAAGCUGAUGUUCUAGGAGAUCGAAUCGCCAUCAUGGGUAAUGGACAUUUACGAUGCUGUGGAAGUUCCCUUUUCUUGAAGCAUCGCUAUGGGGUUGGUUAUACACUUACACUUACAAAGACUUCUCCUACUACAUCUGUAGCUGCGGAUAUUGUUCAUCGUCAUGUUCCUACAGCUACCCGCUUAUCUGAUGUUGGUACAGAAAUUUCGUUUAGACUUCCUAUUUCAUCAUCUUCUUCAUUUGAGAAUAUGUUCCGGGAGAUAGAAAGCUGCAUAAGAAGACCAGAAGUGGCUGGUGAAUAUAGCACAACUUACGAUGGAGUUCAUGGUAUUGAAAGUUAUGGAAUCUCUGUCACCACUCUUGAGGAGGUGUUUUUGAAAGUUGCAGGACAAAGCAUAGACGAGAUAGAUUAUAAUCAUCAGAUAACCAAUGCUGGAUCUGAUAGCCUGACCUCUGAGAUCUCUCAAACUACUCUUAUAGAACCAUCAGUUUCCAUAUUGUGCUCUGGUGUUUAUGGAAAGUUUCUUAGGCAGAUUUCUUCAGCUGUGGGAAGAAUUUUCGGUUUAACAUUUGCUACAAUCUGCAGUUUCAUUGCCUUCUUUAUAAUUAAGUUAUGUUGCUGUGGAAUGAUUACAAGCUCAACAUUUUGGAAGCAUUCAAAAGCUCUUCUUAUAAAAAGGGCUGUAUCUGCUCGGAGAGAUAGAAGAACCAUUGUUUUCCAGCUGUUAAUUCCAGCAGUCUUCUUGCUUUUCGGUUUACUUUUUCUGAAACUGAAGCCACAUCCUGAUCAGCAUUCUGUGACUCUUACUACAUCAAAUUUCAACCCCUUGCUAACAGGAGGUGGUGGGGGACCAAUUCCAUUCAAUUUAUCACUGCACAUUGCUGAAGAGGUUGCAUCUUGUGUGAAGGGGGGCUGGAUUCAAAAGGAGGAACCAAGAACUUUCAGAUUUCCUAAUCCUGAAAAGGCACUUGCUGAUGCUAUUGAUGCAGCUGGCCCAACUCUGGGUCCAACUCUGCUUUCCAUGAGUGAAUAUCUAAUUACCAGCCUUAAUGAAUCUUAUCAGUCCAGGUAUGGCGCAGUUGUCAUGGAUGAUCAAAACGAUGAUGGAAGUUUAGGUUUUACCGUACUUCACAAUAGUUCCUGUCAGCAUGCUGCACCAACCUAUAUCAAUGUCGUGAAUGCUGCAAUAUUGAGGCAUGCAACUGGUGAUACAAAUAUGACGAUUCAAGUUCGCAAUCACCCUUUGCCCGUGACAAUGUCUCAGAAGUCACAACGUCACGAUCUAGAUGCAUUCUCUGCUGCAGUGAUUGUUAGCAUCGCAUUUUCCUUUAUUCCAGCUUCAUUUGCUGUUGCUAUUGUUAAGGAACGUGAAGUCAAAGCAAAGCAUCAACAGCUGAUCAGUGGGGUUUCUGUAUUAUCAUAUUGGAUUUCAACAUUUUUAUGGGACUUCAUCAGCUUCUUAUUUCCUACAGUCCUCGCAGUGUUUCUAUUUUUCAUCUUCGAUCUGAAUCAGUUUAUUGGAAAUGGUUGCUUUAUUCCAACUAUCAUCAUAUUUUUGGAUUUCGGAUUAGCAAUUGCUGCAUCAACAUAUUGCCUUACCUUUUUCUUUUCUGAUCAUACUGUUGCUCAGAAUGUGGUUUUGCUGGUGCACUUUUUCGGUGGAGUCAUCCUUAUGGUUAUUUCAUUUCUGAUGGGAGUUAUUGAGGCAACAAAAAGUUUAAAUUCUAUGCUUAAGAACUUUUUUAGGUUAUCUCCUGCAUUUUGCUUUGCGGAUGGACUUGCAUCUCUUGCCCUUCGGCGCCAGGGGAUGAAGUUGGGAUCCAGCGGGGAAAUUUUUGAUUGGGACGUGACUGGUGCCUCUAUUACAUAUUUAUUUGUUGAGAGUAUAGCAUAUUUUCUUCUUACAAUUGGGCUUGAGUAUGUUCCGCAUUACAAGCUAAAGUUCUCUGGAAUCGGAACAUGGUGGGAUCGUCUUAUUUCUUUUCAGCCCGACAUAUCUCAGAGUUAUUUUCAGCCUUUACUGGGAUCAUCUGAUGGUGUAUCAAACUCGGUAGCUGACGAGGAUGUAGAUGUUGUAGCAGAAAGGCAUAGGGUAAUCAGUGGAUAUGCUGAUAAUGCCAUACUAUACUUGUAUAAUCUGCGGAAGGUUUAUCCUGCACAAGGGAGUCAUGCUGCAAAGGUUGCAGUUCGCUCCUUGACUUUUGCUGUUCAGGAAGGAGAGUGCUUUGGUUUUCUAGGAACAAAUGGGGCUGGAAAGACGACAACAUUGUCAAUGCUGACCGGGGAACAGUGCCCGACAGAUGGAACUGCAUAUAUUUUUGGUAAUGACUUGCGGUUGCAUCCCAAGGCUGUCCGUCAACAUAUUGGUUACUGUCCACAGUUUGAUGCUCUUCUAGAAUUUUUGACUGUUCGUGAACAUCUUCAACUAUAUGCACGAAUAAAGGGUGUACCUGAGAUUAAUUUAAAUAAUGUUGUUGAUGAGAAGUUGACAGAGUUCGAUUUAUGGAGGCAUGCAGAUAAGCCAUCAUAUUCACUUAGUGGGGGUAACAAACGCAAGUUAUCCGUUUCUGUCGCAAUGAUUGGCAAUCCUCCCAUAGUGAUUCUUGAUGAGCCUUCUACAGGUAUGGAUCCUAUCGCCAAAAGGUUUAUGUGGGACGUCAUAUCUCGGUUAUCUACUAGGCGAGGAAAGACAGCUGUUAUACUAACAACACACAGCAUGGAUGAAGCUCAGGCUCUCUGCACAAGGAUUGGAAUUAUGGUGGGUGGCCAACUCAGAUGCAUUGGGAGCCCGCAGCAUCUUAAAACACGUUUUGGGAAUCAUCUUGAGCUUGAGGUAAAACCCACAGAGAUCAGUCCCAUUCAGAUAGAUACUCUUUGUAGAAGAAUACAAGAAACCCUUUUUGACUUUCCAAGUAGUACGCGAAGCAUACUCGGUGACCUUGAAAUUUGCAUUGGUGGGAUUGACUCAUUAUCAUCAAAUUGUCUAUCAGAAAUCAGUUUAACACGGGAAAUGAUAAUUUUAGCUGCGCGUAUGCUGGGAAAUGAAGAAUCCGUUUUGACACUUGUAUCGUCUAAUCCUGUUACUGAUGGUGCUUUUGGUGAACAAUUGUCAGAGCAACUUAUUCGACAUGGUAGUAUAGCUCUGAGAAUAUUUUCUGAAUGGUGGCUGGCCAAGGAGAAGUUCUUGCAUAUUGAUUCAUUCAUUCAUUCUUCAUUUCCUGGUGCAAUAUUUCACGGUUGUAAUGGAUUAAGUGUUAAAUAUCAGUUACCGUAUGGGGAAGGUUCCUCUCUUGCGGACAUAUUUGGACAUGUGGAGCAUAAUCGGGCUGAACUAGGGAUUGAAGAAUACAGCAUCAGUCAGUCCACACUAGAGACUAUCUUUAACCAUUUUGCUGGAAUGCCAUGAGCACAACAUUUUUGUUGCUGAAUUUUGAUCUAUUAUUUGGUCAUUUAUCUUUAGAGCAAAGAAUGAUAUACAAAGAGGUUUUUUGUGAGAAUCGAUAAAGCAGAGAAUCAUACACAGGGCCUGGAAUGGCGUUCGGUGUGAAAUUUGCAAGGUUGCUGCAGAUUCAAAUUGGGUGCUGUUGAUGUUUGCCUUGGUUGCACACAACCGCACAAGGUUUCUUUAGACUGUCCCUUUUCUUUUAUGGAAAAUUAGGCUUCUUUUUUCUUCUUCAUGUUUCCUUACCUGUUGGCGAGAGUUGAGUCUGUGUAUAUUGGUUAGGAGCAGUAUAUAUGUAUUUGUACAUAGAUACAAGUCUUCUUGUAUAAACAUGCUUGGUGACAUAAGUGAUUUGUAAUUAAAAACUGAUUUGGAAGUUACGUGGA
Messenger RNA from Asparagus officinalis (garden asparagus), 6201 nucleotides. RefSeq names its product ABC transporter A family member 1. The transcript is spliced from 40 exons. NCBI's taxonomy places the organism in Eukaryota, Viridiplantae, Streptophyta, Magnoliopsida, Asparagales, Asparagaceae. Gene Ontology annotation, cellular component: intracellular membrane-bounded organelle; membrane. Gene Ontology annotation, molecular function: ABC-type transporter activity; lipid carrier activity; ATP hydrolysis activity. The record is from RefSeq and is a predicted model, not a curated record. The coding region runs from base 131 to 5779 and encodes 1882 amino acids. Gene Ontology annotation, biological process: lipid transport; transmembrane transport.